CACGAAUGACGCGCCUCAACUCAACUCAACUCACUCAAGGGAGUCUCCUUCCUCACAAGAAAACUUCCUCCUUCCCUCCAUGCUCCAGAGCCAUUUUCUCUCUCUCACUAGGCGUUAACCUGAAAUCAUCCUAUUGAGGUUUCUCCGCCCGACAGAGCGAUUUGGAAGUUGGAGAACGCGUUCAUAUCCCAGCUCAACUCCACUCUGCGCUUCUCUCGCUUCUUUUCUCUGAUCAACACUUAUUAGUCAACUCAAACAGGAGCAACGCAUCCCCGGACUGACCCAUCGCACAUGGGCCGUCAGGGUGGGACGGAAGCAAGUCCUGUCCAAACAGCGAAGAGUGUCGAUAAUACAGGAGAACACGCCUUUUUGAUUGCGCAAUCGCUCUAACGCGUCCCGACGAGGGAGAUCCCGCAGUGUGACAAACGCUGUGAAAUGCACCGCCUUCGUUUCUCCAAAGUCAAGCCAGAAGGGUCAUCCCCCCACCACCCAACCCUGUCUCGCAACAUAAUAAGAAUACCGUCUGAAGCGCCAGGUAGCGCCGGACAGAGAGGCAUAGGAAAGCAGAGUAUAGAAAAAUCACACCUCCAAAGAACAUCCGCAACGAUGCUCGAAACAGUCCCGGGCUUCGCCUACCCCCUCGCCAAGCCAGCCUUCUACGCCGCCGUCCUCGAGCAAACCUCCGCCCUCGUCGACCCUUCCCUCCCGCUCACCUCCAACCUCGCAAACUUCUCCGCCCUGCUGUUCCACGCUUACCGCGACCCGCCCGUCAGCAGGGAGAUCAACUGGCUCGGUUUCUAUCUGACGAAGGAUGUUCUGGACGGUGUUGCCGGAGUACCAGAGGCGGGAUCACCACCACCAAAGGGACCGCCAAAACUCAUCCUGGCGCCGUUUCAGGGCCGGGUAGCCUGUACGAUCAUCCCGCCCAACAAGGGUGUCUGCGGCGCGGCGGCUGCGACCGCAUCAACGCAACUCGUGCCUGACGUGCAUCUGUUCCCGGGACAUAUUGCCUGUGAUUCGAAUACCGAGAGCGAGUUGGUGGUGCCGAUUGUGGUGGGAGGGAGGGUCGUGGGGGUGUUGGAUAUUGAUUGUUUGGUUAAGGAGGGGUUUGAUGAGGAGGACCGGGUGGGUGUGGACGGGUUGGUGAAGGUGUUGGUUGAGACUGCCGGGUUCAAGUAGAGUGAGAUAGAGAGCAAGGGUUGGGGGAUGAAAUGGCAGGACAUUUCGAGCAAUAUCUCACAUCUCGGCGUACUGCAGCUCUCAGAACAUAUCACUUCGUAUGAAACAUCAACAUUUACA
Messenger RNA from Fimicolochytrium jonesii, 1299 nucleotides. RefSeq names its product YKL069W-like protein. Gene Ontology annotation, molecular function: protein binding; L-methionine (R)-S-oxide reductase activity. Bases 436 to 1179 code for a protein of 247 amino acids. The record is from RefSeq and is a predicted model, not a curated record. The transcript has a single exon. Gene Ontology annotation, cellular component: cytosol. NCBI's taxonomy places the organism in Eukaryota, Fungi, Chytridiomycota, Chytridiomycetes, Spizellomycetales, Powellomycetaceae.